AUGGUCCUCCACAACCCAAACAACUGGCACUGGGUGAACAAGGAUGUCAGCCCAUGGGCGAAGGACUACCUCACCAAGGAGGUGCUCCAGAUCUCUGCCGAAGAGGAUGGUGUCAGUGUGAAGGUGGACAGCCUCAUGAGCAUGGAUGGCGACGUGGACGUGAGCCAGCGCAAGGGCAAGGUCAUCACAAUAUUCGACGUCAAGGUCAAGCUUGAAUACAAAGGCAAGAACAAGGAAGGCGAAGAGGCCAGCGGCACCAUCACUGUACCCGAAGUGGCUCACGACACGGAGGAAGACGAGUAUGUCUUUGAGAUAGAUAUUUACUCGGAAGAGAAGAGCAAACAACCCGUCAAAGACCUCGUCCGAUCGAAGAUCGUGCCGCAGCUGCGCAAGAGUUUCGCAAAGCUUGGGCCGGCCCUGAUCACCGAGCACGGCAAGGAUAUCCAGCACGCGCCUGGGUCCAACCCUUCGAGCGGUUUCUCGACGCCCAAGACCUACUCCAACUCUGGCAUAAACAAGUCAGAAUCGAAGUCGGCAGCGUCUACCACACAGAAGACUGGAGGAUCAUUGGUCAACACUACCACGAUCAAUGACAGCACCGAGUUCCGCACUACAGCCGAAGAACUUUUCAAAACCUUCACCGAACCUGACAGAAUAGCUGCCUUCACCCGAUCACCACCCAAGAAUUGGACUGGCGCUAAGCCUGGAAGCACUUUCGAGCUGUUCGGCGGAAACGUGUCGGGCGAGUUCACAGAGCUCGAAAAGCCUACACACAUCGUCCAGAAAUGGCGUCUCGCGCAGUGGCCGGCCGGUCACUAUUCCACUCUGUCCAUCUGGUUCGAUCAGAACGAUGUUGACGCCGUCACCGUCAUGCGAGUGGAGUGGAAGGGUGUACCCAUCGGUCAAGAAGAGCCGACGAAGGGUAACUGGGGCGAGUACUACGUCCGGAGUAUUAAGACCACAUUCGGUUUUGGUACCGUGCUAUAGCCGGGUGGUAAUAGCUUCAUGCGAAAGCAGGAGUCAACGGCGUUUUGGAAAGCCCAGGAAUGAAUGCGACAUGAUGAACGAGUGAUGGAUUCUCGAUACAGGAGCUUGGUAGCAUAGCGAAUCAAGCAAUAAUAUUUUACGAUUCUACG
Paraphaeosphaeria sporulosa is the source of this 1136-nucleotide messenger RNA. RefSeq names its product Aha1domain family protein. The transcript has 3 exons. The record is from RefSeq and is a predicted model, not a curated record. The coding region runs from base 1 to 987 and encodes 328 amino acids. Gene Ontology annotation, molecular function: ATPase activator activity; protein-folding chaperone binding. Gene Ontology annotation, cellular component: cytosol. NCBI's taxonomy places the organism in Eukaryota, Fungi, Ascomycota, Dothideomycetes, Pleosporales, Didymosphaeriaceae. Gene Ontology annotation, biological process: positive regulation of ATP-dependent activity; protein folding.